AUAACCAGCAGGGUUUGUUGGAGCCAUCCGGUUGGAUCUGACUGAGCUGCACUCCGCCAACGUGGGUGUUUCUCGCAUCGGUAGUAAUUAAGGAUGAAAGACUGGUCUACCUGAGCUUUGACAAGGACGGGGGCGUUCAUAAGACAUGAUUUUAAUUUUUCAAAAGCCUGCUGGCUCUCCUCGGUCCAAUUGAACGUGAUCCGGGUACGGGUGAGGUUAGUGAGAGGGGCGGCAAUUUUGGCGAAAGAGGGGACGUGUUUCCUAUAUAGAACCCGCACAUUCCCAGGAUCGAAACGUCUCGAUCACUUCUUUUGCUGAGGUCGGGGCUUUCAUUUUAGCUACGGCUUCAGUGUUCUUAGGAUCUGGCUUAUUUCCUGCCGCGGAUAUGCGAUGGCCCAGAAAAGUAACUUCUUUCAACCCGAAGGUGCAUUUACUUAGAUUGAGUUUUACGCCGUUAUCAGCGAGAAGACUGAAAAGUUGUUUUAAUCUUUCUAGUAAUUCGGGGAAACUGGGAGCCCACAGAAUUAGAUCAUCAAGGUAGUUGCGUACCCAUCCCGGCCUUUUGCAGAAGGGGGGUGAGCUUGGAAGCCAUUCGUCGGGAGAAAAUAGCGGGAGAGCAGUUAAGGCCGAAGGGUAACCGUCUAAAACGAUAUAGUGUGACACCGUCGCUGAAAGUAGUCAGAUCCCGGCUUUCCUCAUCCAACAUUAUUUGAAAGUACUGUUGUGCUGGAAGCUUCCCCCGGCGUCUAUGGGCCUCUAGAAGGCUCCGGGAGGAGCAAGCAGGGGGCAGUGAAGAAUCAAGAGUGAAGUGUACUACUAAGGAAGAAUAUUAAACUACAGAAGUUGUAGGUGUUUAUUUACGUGUCGGUAAUCUAGACACAUUCUCUUGCUCCCAUCUGGUUUGUUAACUAGGACGAUAGGCGAAAGCCAUGCCGCGGUAGACCUCUCGAUAAUGUCUCUUUGUUCCAUGUCUUCUAACAUCUCCGCAAUCAGCUGUUUCGCUUGUUCUGGGUACCUGUAUGUAGGUCCCCGGCUAGGGCAUGGAUUGUCUACCUUGAUGUGGGCGGGGGGGACCGCUAAUGAGGCCUAAUUCCUUCUCAUCCAGGAUGAAAAGAGGGUCAUGUUGGAGGAUGAGUUUCCGUAAGUCGGCUUGUUCUGAUGGGGUUAGGCGUUGCCAAUUUUGACUUUUAAUUAACUCCCUUAAUUUUUUUAAUUCUAGUGCCAGGAUGGCUCACUUUAUCAUUCUGGGGGAUGAGAUCAUUAAGAAUUUUCUGAGUGACAUUGACUUGAGGGGUAGGUCUACGUCUACUUUCUCACAUGAUCCUAGAAUGGUUCCUGGCUUGAACGUUUUGUCUCUUUUGGUAACAUUAAUUAGGGGGAGAGAUAUAGUGUUGUCUUAAUUGUUUCACCUCAACGAGAAAAGGGUGAUUGUUAUGGCUGAAUCUGGAUUGUGGGUAGACUACCAGGGUGGCGCCGGGUUCUUGCUUGACCGUGACCGACACAAAACGUGUGUUAUGCCGGACGUAUUACUUGGGUUCCGUGUCGCCGUCACAAGACUCCGUGGGAGGGAGAUAUGUAAACACUUUGCACAGCUUCAGGGCCGGUAUCCACGAAAGUGUCUUAGGCCGAUGCCGUCGUCCAUAGCAAAAUAAAAUGGCGGCUAUCGUGCCUAACUUGCCUGACGUCGUACAUAAAAUUUUUCGACGGCCCUAACAUCGUGCUUAGCGGUAAAACAGGCUGUCUUACCAGCCCUUAAGGACGAUGGAUUUGAACGUAAACAAUCAAGAUGGCAGCGCCACAAGAGCAACAACCACAUCAGCCAGGGAAUAAUUACCUUAGAAAGGACGUUCUAAAUGAACUUAAUGAUGCUGAGCUCAUCAAGAGGUACAGGUUAGACCGGGAAGGUAUAUUAUUUUUUACCAACCUUGUAAGGGCAGCGCUGAAGAGUGAUACCAACAGGUCUAACCCGCUCACCCCGGAGUUGAAGGUUCUCAUAACCUUAAGAUAUCUUGCUACUGGCAAAAUGCAACAAUGUAGCAGUGAUGACCUUGGCCCCUCACAGUCCUGCAUCAGCAGAGCCAUCAGUAAAACUAUAGACGCCCUUGCAGAUGUUAAUGUCCUCAAGAGGUUCAUAACUUUUCCUGUCACCCAAGACAGCGCUGACCGAAAGAAAGCAGAAUUCUUUGCUAUAGCCAAUUUCCCUAACAUCGUAGGUGCCAUUGAUGGCACACACAUCCGAAUUGUGGCACCGAGGGAUCAAGAAGAAGUGUAUGUGAACCGGAAGGGGUAUCACAGCAUGAAUGUCCAAGUUGUAUUUGAUGCCAAUUAUCGAAUAUUGGACAUUCUUGCCAAGUGGCCAGGGUCAGUGCAUGAUGCACGUAUCUUGAACAGCAGUGGAUUGUCAAGAUUGUUUGACGGAGGAUAUGUGCCAGCAGGAAGUCACUUGCUUGGAGACAGUGGGUACCCCUGCAAGACAUGGCUCCUUACACCUUAUCUGCGUCCACUGCCUGGACCUCAGUCACGAUAUAAUAGGUCUCACAAAAUUACACGCAGUAUUGUUGAACGUGGAAUUGGACAACUCAAACGCCGAUUUCAUGUUUUGCAUGGUGAGGUACGAUUGAGGCCCCCCCUCAAGGUGUGCAAAAUCAUUCAUGUGUGUGGAAUGCUGCACAAUAUUUGCAAGGAUAGGAAUCUUCCUCUUCCUCUGGAUGACGAGCAACCAAUGGGUGCAGAGGCACAAGUCCCAGUGCCAUUAAAUGAUGCUGCAGAAGAACCUGCCAAUGCGCCCGGUGGUCACCGUAAUGAGGGUCGUGCCUAUCGGGAUGCAUUCUGCACCUUGCAUUUCAACAAUGAGGACUGAUGGAACGUCCUCCAACAGGGCCUCGUGUACCUACCUUGCCUGUUCCUUGGCCCGCAUAGCUGCCUCCUUGGCCCUCAUAGCGGACUCCUUGGCCCUCGCAGCGGACUCCUUGGCCCUCG
Eriocheir sinensis (Chinese mitten crab) is the source of this 2979-nucleotide messenger RNA. RefSeq names its product putative nuclease HARBI1. The record is from RefSeq and is a predicted model, not a curated record. Bases 1787 to 2860 code for a protein of 357 amino acids. NCBI's taxonomy places the organism in Eukaryota, Metazoa, Arthropoda, Malacostraca, Decapoda, Varunidae. The transcript has 4 exons.